This is a messenger RNA of Solea senegalensis (Senegalese sole), 2803 nucleotides long. Its product is annotated as cyclin-T2-like. The record is from RefSeq and is a predicted model, not a curated record. Gene Ontology annotation, cellular component: nucleus; cyclin/CDK positive transcription elongation factor complex. The coding region runs from base 2 to 1852 and encodes 616 amino acids. Gene Ontology annotation, molecular function: cyclin-dependent protein serine/threonine kinase activator activity. Gene Ontology annotation, biological process: regulation of transcription by RNA polymerase II; positive regulation of DNA-templated transcription, elongation. Lineage: Eukaryota; Metazoa; Chordata; Actinopteri; Pleuronectiformes; Soleidae. The transcript is spliced from 9 exons.
CAUGCGCAGUACAAAUCGGGUAGUGACAGCAGCCCCGCUUCCCCCCGAUGCUAACGGCGUCGGGCUUAGCUGCUGCGGGAGCGUCAUGGCGGUGCACCGGGGACCCUCCAACAAAUGGCUCUUCUCCCGGGAGCAGCUAGACAACACGCCGUCCCGACGCUGCGGGAUUGAGGCGGACAAAGAGCUGUCGUACCGCCAGCAGGCCGCCAACCUCAUCCAGGACAUGGGCCAGAGACUCAACGUCUCUCAACUCAUCAUCAACACUGCUAUAGUUUAUAUGCACAGGUUUUAUAUGAUCCACUCCUUCAGCAAAUUCCAUAGGAAUGUCAUUUCACAGACCACGCUGUUCCUGGCAGCUAAAGUUGAAGAGCAACCCAGGAAGCUGGAGCACGUCAUUAAAAUCGCCCACGCCUGCAUUAACCCGCAAGAUCCCGCGCUCGACACCAAGAGCAAUACAUUCCUGCAGCUGUCACAGGAGCUGGUAGCACUGGAAACCAUCGUGCUCCAAACACUGGGUUUUGAAAUAACAAUUGAUCAUCCUCACACUGAUGUUGUGAAAUGUUCCCAGCUAGUGCGAGCAAGCAAGGAUUUGGCACAGACUUCCUAUUUCAUGGCUACCAACAGUUUGCACCUCACCACCUUCUGCCUGCAGUACAGACCCACAGUGGUGGCGUGUGUCUGCAUCCAUCUGGCCUGUAAGUGGUCCAACUGGGAGAUUCCUGUGUCCACAGAUGGCAAACACUGGUGGGAGUACGUGGACGGCACGGUGACGCUGCAGCUGCUGGACGAGCUCACGCACGAGUUUCUUCAGAUCCUGGAGAAGACGCCCAGCAGACUGAAGAGGAUAAGAAACUGGAGGGCGAUUCAAGCAGCAAAGAAGCCAAAGACGGACGGCUCGGGCGUGGACAGUGCCUACCAGGGAACGUCUUUAGACGGCCUGCCCGGUGUCGCCAACUCUUUCUUCCCCUCAUCAGACUCUUCGGACAUGCCCUUACUGAAUCACAUCGCCGCCUCGUACGCCUCCUACCAGCCGCUCGGUGACCCGUUCUCCCAGCCUCCUCACUCAGACUUCACUGUGGUCAAACACGAACACAAAGCUGCGGGCGGCGGCGGCGGCUCUGGUAGCAAACAGCAGCAGCAGCUCGGCGCCAAAGUCUCGCACAAAGUCUUGACUUUGGAAAAGUACAGGGAGAAACACGCGGUGGACGUGGCUUUGCAGAACGGUGUGAAGGAGGAGCCCGGCGCCGACAUGUACACGCCUCCUCCCACUGUCUCCACGCACCACCACAAGAAACGCUCGCAGCUGCAGCAGGGCGACGGCAGGAGAGAGAAGUCCAGCUCCAAAAAGUCUCGCCUGCCUCCUUCCCUCGCCGAGAACGGCUCCGCCACGAGCGAGGAGCUCAAGAUGAGAAUCAAAGUGUCGUCGGAUCGACGCGGCGGUUCUGAACAGGGCGGCAAGGACAAGCACAAAGAGCACGGCGGCCACCGCCACGCGAAACACGGACACUCGUAUUCCCUGAGCGGGAACAGCAGAGCGACGAUAGACGGCACCGCCCUGUCCAUACGAGCUCCUGCCGGCCUCUGUGCGGACGGCGGCUCGUCCGGCUCGUCCCGCAAGAGGCCGCACUCUGACGCCAACAACCAUCACCACCACCACCACCACCACCCGACCAAGAGCAGCAGGAGCUCCAAAGGAAGUCACUAUCCCUCAGAGGGAGGCCCGAGGAUGAUGGAGCACCACGGCCACGACGGAACCAACGGCGCGCUGACGGCCAACGGCCAACACACGGACUACAAAGACACUUUCGACAUGCUGGACUCUUUACUAAGUGCCCAAGGAAUGAGCUUGUAACCUCGGAGUCGCAGCGUGCGUCGAGAAUAAAAAGGUAUUAUCAUGUUCAAUAGAAUUUUAAAAAAGGAAGAGGAAAAAAAAGAUUUUAUUUGUCUUAAGUUAUCUGAAUGAUGUGUCGCCCCCCCACACCAUCCCCCCUGCCCGCCCGCCCGCCCGCCCGCCACCGUGUCCACACACUGAUCGCCAACAAUUCUCCUGGAAUGCAACGCGCGCGGGGUCGUUCGCUACUAGCUUGCAAACAAAAAGGAACCAUGAGGUGUUUCAAAGAGGGCGGCUGGAGUUUUAAAAACAUUUUAACGCGAGCGAAUGAUUUUUUUUUUUAAACGUGCAUGUUUUCGGUCACAAAAGGGACGACAUGGCUAGUGUUCGCAGCUGCUGUGACAGUUUACAGUUAUUAUAUUAUUAUUAUUAUUAUUUUGUAUGUUAAGACAUUAUGUUCCACUAAGAAUCUCAGGUCUUGAACUUUUUUGAUAUGAGAACGAAUCUUCCUCUGUUUGGGUUUGUGUCUGUGGAGACGCAGCGAGCGUUUGUCUGCACCAGAAAAACACGGUCUGCUUAUUUUUCAAAAACAAGAGAAACUGAAAUGUGAGAUUCCAUUUGCUGUCUUAUUCGCUGUCUUUAUUGGGAGAACUGCACCUGAACUCGCGGUGCGGACUCAUUAUCGAGCUACAGACGGAGUUUACGUUACAUCUGCUGUGAAAGUGCAUUUCAAAUUGUUUUUAAAACAAAAAAAAAAAAGGCUAAAAAUGCAAAAGGGCCUCGUGAUUGUACCUCGUCAAUCGCUCUUCAAAUAUACUACAUGUGAUAAGAAACUAUGAAAUGAAACCAUGUAAAUAAGGAGAAUGACUGUUCCUGCGUUCAGUGUCAUGAGAUCUAAAGCAGACUGUACUCAUCAACAUAUCCUGGAUGUGUGUGUGUGUACUGGGAGCCCAAAUAAAGGUGUAAACGUGA